AUGGCAACUAUUCCUCAUAUAAGCAAAGCUGCAAGCUUGCACGAGAAGCAGAUUAGGUCCAAGUCCGAUUUCGAAGAACCAUCGGUCCUACAUCUCGACAGACGCGCCUACCUGGUUGGCAAUCCCAUUGCACAUUCUCAAUCGCCAACUCUGCACCAUGCCAUAUAUUCAUCGAUGGGCAAGAGGUGGGGUCAAGUGCUCGCCGAAACCGACGACCUCGCGGCAUUCAUGCGAUAUCUAAAGUCAGACACAAGGUCCAUGGGAUCUGGCGUGACAAUGCCUUUCAAGGUUGCAGUAAUCCCAUAUCUUGACGAGCUUGAGGCAGCUGGGCAAGCUGUUGGAGCCAUCAAUACUAUCUUCUAUCGAAACGGUCCAGAUGGCAGACGACGAUAUAUUGGGACCAACACUGAUGUCAUUGGUAUACGAGAUGCUUUUCUAAACAAUGUGACUGGUGAAUCAUGGCGUGGCAGGCCAGGUCUUGUUGUCGGCGGUGGUGGUACAUGCCGAGCCGCUGUUUAUGCACUACGAGAUCUGCUGGGCUGUUCCACAGUAUAUAUUGUCAACAGAGACAAAGCCGAGGUGGACUCGGUCAUCAUGGAGUAUGCUUCAAAAGGAUCAGCACAAGGGCUCAUACACGUCGCCACAGUACAAGAGGCUCGGUCUCUGCCACCGCCAAGCAUUGCAGUCAGUGCUGUGCCAGAUUUUGCUCCGACAACAACAAGCGAGUUGACUGCCAGACAAAUAUUGCAGAUAUUUCUGCAAAGAGGAGCUGCCGGUAGUCCAUUGCUAGAAAUGUGCUACCACCCAAGUCCAGACACUGCCAUCUCGACGCUUGCGAACAAUGCCGGUUGGCAGGUAGUUGGUGGCAUCGAGGCUAUGAUUGGCCAGGGAUUGGCUCAAGCACGUCUCUGGACUGGCGUUGAGAUUGAUGAUCACUUAAGGCAAAGCAUUAGCCAAAAGGUGAAGGAUGUGCAAGCACAACGGCACAAACUGUGA
Lithohypha guttulata is the source of this 996-nucleotide messenger RNA. RefSeq lists its product as uncharacterized. The transcript has a single exon. Gene Ontology annotation, biological process: chorismate biosynthetic process; shikimate metabolic process. The record is from RefSeq and is a predicted model, not a curated record. Gene Ontology annotation, molecular function: shikimate 3-dehydrogenase (NADP+) activity. NCBI's taxonomy places the organism in Eukaryota, Fungi, Ascomycota, Eurotiomycetes, Chaetothyriales, Trichomeriaceae. The coding region runs from base 1 to 996 and encodes 331 amino acids.